AUGUUUAUAUUCUUUAAGUCGUGGGAUAUAUAUUUUCGAAGCAUUUCUUCGACUCCUGAGUCUGAAGCUCGUGGUUUUGCUCCUCAGGCCUAUGCUCCAUUUACAUUACAAAAACCUGUAGAACAUGACACAAAGAUAAUUGAAGAUCAUCUUGCUGUGCAGGCUAUCAUCCGUUCCUACCAGUCUUUAGGCCACAGGGUUGCUGUCCUCGAUCCUCUUGGAAUCCUUUCUGCUAGCCUUGAUGGCUCAAUCCCUCCUGAACUGACGCAUGGGUUUUACAAUCUUGGUAUGUCCUGUUUGGUGUCGCAUGAAUCUGGUGCUCCCUGGUUUGCUAUCUUCAUUUACAAUGCUAACAUUUUUUUUACAGGUGAAUUGGAUAUGGAUAAGACUUUUCGUCUUCCUCCCACUACGUAUAUAGGAGGAGAUAAACAAGAAUUGACUCUUCGGGAAAUAAUCGCUCGACUUGAGGAAGUUUAUUGUAAAAGCAUCGGCAUUGAAUAUAUGUUCAUUAAUACUCUGAGAAAAUGCGAUUGGAUUCGAAACAAGUUUGAAACUCCUGGGUCAUUAAAGUUUUCUAAUGAUGAAAGGCGUCUUUUAAUGGCUCGACUUGUACGCUCUACACGCUUCGAAGAUUUUCUAGCCAAGAAGUGGAGUUCUGAAAAAAGGUUCGGAAUUGAAGGCUGUGAAGUUUUGAUUCCAGCAAUGAAACUUAUUAUUGAUGCUUCCAGUGACCUAGGCGUUGAGAGCUUCAUCUUGGGUAUUCCUCAUCGUGGGCGCUUGAACAUCCUAGCUAACGUUUGUCGCAAACCUCUCGAAGAUAUAUUUUGUCAAUUUGAUUCUAAGCUCGAAGCUGCAGAUGAAGGCAGUGGGGAUGUUAAAUACCACCUUGGUAUGAGCCACGAACGCAUAAAUCGCGUCAACAAUAAACGCAUAAAAAUUGCUGUUUGCGCUAAUCCAAGUCAUUUGGAGUCUAUUUGCCCUGUUGUGCAAGGUAAAACAAAAUCGGAGCAGUUUUAUCGGGGUGAUACUGAUGGAAAAAAAGUUAUGUCUAUUCUUCUUCAUGGCGAUGCAGCUUUCUGUGGCCAAGGUGUAGUGUAUGAGACGUUUCAUUUGAGUGACUUGCCUUCUUAUACUACAAAAGGAACCAUUCAUAUCGUUGUAAAUAAUCAGCUUAAUUGUGUGGCUUUUGAUUCCAUCAAUGUGGAUCUUCUUUCCUCACGAGGAGGUCCUAAUGGCUACUCACUACCUAAGUUUGGCAUCGUGAUCGUAUUCAUAUUUUAUCCGGGCUGUUCGAUCGAUUAUUCUCUUAUUUCUUAG
This is a messenger RNA of Protopolystoma xenopodis, 1317 nucleotides long. NCBI's taxonomy places the organism in Eukaryota, Metazoa, Platyhelminthes, Monogenea, Polystomatidea, Polystomatidae. The record is from the annotation of a GenBank genome assembly.